GCGACGCCGAUAGUGUUCAAAUGAAAAUACUACUUUAUUGUUAUUUAAACAUGUUUUAAUUACGACCUUUAGAUUUUAGUUUAUUUAUUUGGUACAUAGAAUUAAACUAUGGAAGAUCUGUCAGAAAUUGAAAGUUCCGUACGAAUCACAAGGCCAUCCCUUGCUCAAGUUAAGGCAAUAGUAAAUUUCAUGCAGAAGCACCCUGAAUUAGAAAACCUAAAAAGAUUUCGAUAUGGUGUAAAUCAUGAAAAGUUUAAGAAGUUAUGGUCCCAACUAUCCACUUUGGCUAAUUCACUUGAAGGAUCAGUAAAAUCUCCUAAGGGCUGGAUAAAAUUCUGGUCUGAUAAGAGAAGAGUUAUAAAGAGAAAACAAAAGCAAAUUGAUGAAGGAAAAAUUAAUGACAGACUAACACCACUAGAGAAGAAAAUAUUAGAUUUAUCUGUAGCAGAAGAUUUGAUAUCAACUAAGAAAAAGAAAGGUGUGAAACAAGAACCACUGAAUGGAGAAGAUGAAGAUUCCAAUGAUGACUCGUUCCUAAAAGAGAUUGAUGAAAUGGACUUCUCUGGUGAAACUACCAAGCUAGAAUCCGAUGAGAGGCAAAUGUCUAUUAUGGAAAAGCUGGUGGAAGUAAUGGACCAGCAAGCAGUAGCCAUGAACCAACUCGCGCAGGCCUCCCUUAGCAACUCCAAGGCCAUGGAGCGGUUGGCAGAGGCAUCACACAUACAAGCCCUGGCAGUAGACAGACUGGCGAACUCGUUCGACAGCAUCAGCUCGUCCGUACAUGAAGUGCGUAAUGCCAUCAUGAGCAUAGACUACUCCAUGAAGAGAUGCUACUCUGCCACCGCGCAGCACCGGCAAAACCCCAAUAUCUUUAGUUAAGUAAUUCAACCUAGUUCCUAUCUUCGGUAUUGUAUUUGUGCAAUAAGUGAGUUAAUCAUUAGACAAAGGAAUGGUUAAAAUACUGAAAUGUGUAAAGAAAAAUAUUUCAGACGACUAUUUGCUGACUAACGUAGCUCGCGAUAAUUUAUGGCAACUUGAGGCCAAUCAAUUACAAAAAAUUAGAUAUUACCUACAGUUAUCAAACAUGCGGCUGCGAUUAUAUUGUCUUGGUAUUCCAUAUGUAUGGUGAAAGCAGGUCAUUGCAGCUCGGCCCUCUGACUUUUAGAGUCGCGGCCCUACGGCUAGACUAGUUACCUAUUGAAUACCAGUACUUUUCCACACAAAUAAUCCGGUAUCUCAGUUGUUAAUGUAUCUUUUGCGUUUUAACCCUAAAUCGACUAUGAUGGUCCCUGGUUGAUUAGUUUCUUACUCAUGAAAUAAAACUAUGGAAACGGAUUAAAUCGCGUAUAAU
Molecule: messenger RNA, 1351 nt
Organism: Leguminivora glycinivorella
Lineage: Eukaryota; Metazoa; Arthropoda; Insecta; Lepidoptera; Tortricidae
Exons: 6
Coding region: 109-879 (256 amino acids)
Source: RefSeq, a predicted model, not a curated record